GCGGCAUUACAUGUACCCCAGAGUCACUGUUAGAUGCAGAUCGUUCCUACAUACGUCCGUCUCCAUGCAUUGUAGAUAAUACGCGAUUUGCUAGAUCAAGUGGUGAAUGUUGUGUAAGAUCUAUGACGUUGGACCCUUCCAUGGUUCGCGACCCUAGUUCCUCCGCGUAUCAACAUCUAAUCGAUGCACGCCUCUCAACCUACUCUUGUGCAAAUCUUCAGCCAUGUCGACAGUACAACAAGACGAAGCGCCGCCCGCUAUACGAUUCAAGCGCCGCAAGAUCGCGCAUCCGAAGCGCGUCUUUGCCGAAGACGACGCGCCUACUGUCUCCGCCUCACAUUUGCCCGAUGCUGCGACUCUGGACGAUGCGCAACCGCCGCCGAAAGAAACCAACGACGAAGAAGAGUCGGUUCCGAACUUAAAGGAAAUAUUGCGCAACCGAAAGCGCCCACGAGAUCGCCUGAAGGAAACCGUACGCAAAGUAGAACCAUCGCGGACUGAUUCGGUGCAAGUAGAAGCACCCCGGCCAGACCAGUAUACGAGUCGCUUCGUCGCGCAAACGGGGCAGGUCGUAGAUCGCGAUGACAGGCAGAUGUCGGAAUAUGUAGAAGCUCGCAUGGCUGAAAAGAACUAUCGCCAAUACGGCUGGCCCAUACCAAGUCAUCUCCAGGCUUCUGUAGUAGCCAUCGCACCAGACCUGCAACAUACCUUUGCUUCGAGCGCAGCGGCGCAUGGCACGUCCGCUAGCACUGGCAGUCCAGCGGAUAACGAGCACAGCAACCGAUUGGCGGCAGGCCAGGGCAAGCUUGAGGAAGUAGAUCUGGGCCCAGAAGCUGCUGCACGCACGGAACAAGCCUGGAAACGAUGGGACAAGGGCGAGCCUGAGCCGCCAGCAAGCAAAGCACGGCGAGACAAGUACGGCUACGCGUGGCGCAAGCCCAAAGCCAACGGGAAGACGGACGAAGAUAAACGACGCGACCAAAUGGUGGAGGCAGUGCUCCGAGAAGCUAAACUCGACUUCUUCGACUCCACCACUCCCACAAACCCCCACGUCAACCCUUCCGUCAACACCGACGACGCCCUCGUCGAGCAAUUUCGCUCCGAAUACUACGAAUCCAUGCAAGCGAGACAACAAGCUCGCAAACCAGCUGCUCCCACCGUCAAGGGUGCGCCGCCGCCCAUCACAGGCCCCAAGCUGGGUGGCAGCAAGAGCGCAAGAGCCAAGAUGCACAAAUUACAGCAAGAAGAGCUUGCAAAGAAGAAGAGGUAAUGUUUGUUGCAUGCAUCUUUGCGUCGUGCGGUAUCCCCGCAUGUCAUGUUGUCUGCAUGUUUCUUGCCUGAUUCAACAGCUGUCCUUACAUUUUUCACGAGGCUUGCUGCCUUGUUCUAAGCAUUCAUUCUUAUGCAGGAAUGGUGAUUUAACAGAUUGUGUAGCGGUGCAAUAACGAACGAUGGACGUGUGCUCGAGCGAUGGGAAUGGAGGGGCACGGAUGUUGAGAAGACGACUUGGUACAGCAAGUAAGGAAAGGAGUGUUCGAGCUGCUGUAUGUUUCUGGGUAUGUUCCCGGUACAGCAAACGCUGGCGACAUCGCUAUUCACAUGACUAGUGUCCGAGGAGGAUUCCUUGCUGCGAUUCGAAAGAUAAUAUGUUCGUGUCUUACAUACAAGCAAACAGACAUGCCCAACGCCUAGCCGUGUAUAUCUUAACCCUAAUUAUGCUGUGUCCUGAACACUUGUCCAUAGCAAUCAUAAGAAAUUAU
Molecule: messenger RNA, 1760 nt
Organism: Alternaria alternata
Lineage: Eukaryota; Fungi; Ascomycota; Dothideomycetes; Pleosporales; Pleosporaceae
Exons: 3
Coding region: 224-1270 (348 amino acids)
Source: RefSeq, a predicted model, not a curated record